This is a messenger RNA of Crotalus tigris (Tiger rattlesnake), 1014 nucleotides long. Its product is annotated as C-factor-like. The coding region runs from base 1 to 777 and encodes 258 amino acids. The transcript is spliced from 6 exons. The record is from RefSeq and is a predicted model, not a curated record. NCBI's taxonomy places the organism in Eukaryota, Metazoa, Chordata, Lepidosauria, Squamata, Viperidae.
AUGGCAAAGGCAGCUGACUUCUCUGUUUUCAGCGUUCUGGUGACAGGAUCCAAUCGGGGGAUCGGUCUGGGUCUGGUGAAGAGGUUUCUACAGUUGCCCUGUCCACCCAAAUGGAUCUUUGCUACAACUCGGGAUAUGGAGGCAGAGAAAAGUAAGGAGGUAAAACAGUUGGCAUGCAGACAUCCAAACUUGGUGUUAUUGCAACUAGAUGUCACAAUUCUUGAGAGCAUCCAGGCAGCUUUAAAAGAAGUGGAAAAGCGUGUUGGAGAUGGUGGGCUGACACUCCUAAUCAACAAUGCUGGCCGUUGGUUCUUUGAAAACCUAGAAAAUGAAAAUGCAAAAGAUAUGCAGACUUUAUAUUCAGUCAACACCAUUGGGCCACUGCAAAUGAGUCAGGCCUUUCUAUCCCUGUUGAAGAAGGCAGCCCGGAAGAGUCCAAGGCAAGGGCUGAGCUCCAGCAAGGCGGCUAUUAUCAAUAUAUCCAGUGCUCUUGGCUCAAUGGAGGUUAUGCUUAUUUGGGAGAAAACACAAAUAGUUUCCUACCGCUGCAGUAAGGCUGCUUUAAACAUGCUCACCAAGUGCCAGUCACUCGAGUAUUCAGCCAGUGGGAUUCUGACGGUAGCCAUCCAUCCUGGUCUGGUAAAUACUCGUCACAACCCCUAUCCGGAAAUCACUGUGGAAGAGAGCACACGAGGCAUCGUGAGUGUGCUGUCCAUGCUUUCUGAGGAGGACAAUGGGACCUUUAAGGAUUGGUUGGGUCGUCGUCUUCCCUGGUGAUCCAUAGGUCUCAUCCUAAUGUCAUUGGUUCAUAACACAUUGAGAGGUGAAAGGGCCCUUCAAUAAACUGCUUUCUGUCACAGAAGUCCUGGUCUUGUUCUUUCCUUUCUUUCACAAAAUUUCAAACAUCUGCAUAUACAGAGGUACCUCAGUACUCAUUGUUAAUUGGUUCUGGGAGAUACAAUGACUACCAAAAAUGAUGUGUAUCAAACCAUUUUUUCCAAUAAGGAAUAAUGU